Sorghum bicolor (sorghum) is the source of this 1825-nucleotide messenger RNA. RefSeq names its product probable protein phosphatase 2C 77. Gene Ontology annotation, biological process: protein dephosphorylation. Lineage: Eukaryota; Viridiplantae; Streptophyta; Magnoliopsida; Poales; Poaceae. The record is from RefSeq and is a predicted model, not a curated record. Bases 105 to 1499 code for a protein of 464 amino acids. Gene Ontology annotation, molecular function: cation binding; protein serine/threonine phosphatase activity. The transcript is spliced from 4 exons.
ACCUAAUCCAAGACACAAAAGCAAGCGCAUCCAUCGAUCAGGUCCCCGCCGACGCACGUCCGUCUCCGUCGUUGACCGGGCCGCCGGAUCGGCCGGAGCUAGCGAUGCUCCACGGCGUCAGGUUCCUGCGCUCCACCGUCGCCGCCUUGGCCCGCCUCGCGCACGCGCUCACCAUCCGCAGCUGCCUCCUCCGCCUCAUGCCCCUCUGCUCCCCGACGUCGACCUCGGCGAUCGUCCCCGCGCCAUGGCAGCAGCAGCCGGCGUCGGCGAGGGCGGCGGCGGCGCCCUGCGGCGGCAAGAAGGUGAUGCACCCGGCGGGGGCGCUGAUGGCCCUCGAUGACCCCAAGGACCAGCUGACGCCGCCGCCCCUGUCGUCGUCGUCGGUCGUCGUCCUUGUUCCGGCGCUCAAGCAGCAGCAGCAGGCGGGCGAGAGAGCUGCGGAGACGAAGACGGCGGCGAGGGGAAGGAGGCCGCCCAGGCUGGCCAUACCGGCGCCCGUGGCCUGUGCUCCCGGGGUCGACCCGUUCGGCGCGGUGGCGGACGUCGAUGCAGAGGUGGCCACCGAGCUGGAAGUGCAGGGCGAAGGGUUCUGCUUGGCCAGCAGGAGAGGGGUCAGGCACGCCAUGGAGGAUGGCUAUGGGGUCAUCACUGAUCACACCGUUCAAGGAGCCUCCCAAUUGGCGUUCUACGGUGUGUACGACGGGCACGGUGGCCGGGCGGCCGUGGAUUUCGUUGCGGACAAGCUGGGCAAGAACGUCGUCGCCGCGCUCGCCGCCUCAACCACGGCGAGCCACCACCAGCCGGAGCUAUCGCCGUCGCCGUCGCCGGCGCCACCGCCGUCCAAGACGAGUGGUGCUGUUGUAGAAGAUGAGGCAGGGCAGGAGGAGGAGCAGUUUGACGCGGUCGUGGCGGCGAUCAGAGCGGCCUACCUGACGACGGACCGGGAGUUCUUGACCCAGGGUGUUCGCGGUGGCGCAUGCGCGGCGACGGCUCUGGUAAAGGACGGCGAGCUCUUCGUCGCCAACGUGGGCGACUGCCGCGCCGUCCUCGGCAGCCGCAGCGGCGUCGCGACCGCGCUGACGAGCGACCACACCGCCGCCCGCGAAGACGAGAGGCGCCGCAUCGAGAGCUCGGGAGGGUACGUGAGCUGCGGCAGCAGCGGCGUGUGGCGCGUGCAGGACUGCCUGGCGGUGUCGCGCGCGUUCGGCGACGCGUCCAUGAAGGCCUGGGUCACCUGCGAGCCCGAGGUGUCGCGGCGCCGCCUCACCCCGGACUGCCGCUUCCUCGUCGUCGCGUCCGACGGCCUCUGGAACAAGGUGUCCUGCCAGGAGGCCGUCGACGUCGUCGUCUCCGCCACCGCCGCGGCGGCGGCGGCGGCAGGAACUGCUGCAUCCUCCGUGGGAUCGUGCAAGGAGCUGGUCGCCUUGGCCAGGAACAGAGGGAGCCGGGACGACAUCACCGUCAUGCUCGUCGAUCUGCAGCAAUUCAUUUCACAGUGACGGCUGACGACAGGACGCGGAAACAUCAUUAUAUAUAUAUAUCCGUCCAUCGAUCAGCGAAAGGAAAAAACAUUCGUACGUGGUCAAAUGUUCUAUCAUAUUUUCCAUUUUUCAUUCAGUUUUAUUGUUGAGUACUGCAGAUGAUUUUUUCCAAGAGAUUAUAUUUGUACGUAGUAGUGUAGAGAGGGCUGCCUUCCGAAGAGAUUUGAAUUGAAACUCAUUGGAAAGUGCAGGAUGGAGAUUAGCGUGACGUGUAAAAUAGCAACGACGAGGCCUUCCAUGAGAUGAAUUACUAUUUCCUUUAUUAUUUAUUAUUAUUAUUGCUA